AUGUUGACAACGUCGUUACGCCGGGCGGCAUGGGCAAUGCCCGUACCCGGUUUGACUCGAUCUUCCGGUCAGGCACUCGCCGUUCGAGGCAUCCAUCACCGCCGGUACUCCUCGUCCUCGUCGAAGCCGCCAGUUCCACCGAGUGAUGGCUCUCGGCGGAUGGACACAUCCUCUACGCCUGCGAAGGGCGUGAGCUCGUCGAACGAGAAGGGCAAGGCAGCCCGUCGGCGGGGGAAGGAUAACAGUGCCCGCAAUGGGUCUUCAAAGGCCAGCCAGCAGAAUUCUGUUUUUGCCAAUCUCCCCAGCGUUCCCUCGACUCAGCACCUGCAGCCGCAUGGUAAGCAUUUUCCUUUGUCGCUGCUUCAGCUCCGAGAUCGUACUGACUUGCAUCAAGAUGUCCAUGUAGCAUCCUUCUUCUCGAUCCACCGACCCAUGUCCGUGACGUCGACGGUACCGCCUGCUUCAAGCGCCGAGGCCUUUGAUGCGAUCUUCUCAUCAAAGCGAACCCUCAAGAACGAGCCGGAGGACGUCAUCUUCACUCUUUCCUCGACAGUUCAGUCUAUGGAGAACACAGCGCACUCCCUGAGCGAACCGGAAGACCAACUGGGCCAGCUCAACCGCAGCUUCGCCAGCGAGCAGGACGGUGAGCUGCGCAUGAUGGACGGCCCGGAAGCCAAGAUGUCCGUGGAAGAGUUCACCCGCCGGCUGCGCCCCUUCAACCCACCUCCACCGCCCACAUCAACCUACUCGACCGUCCUGACGAUCCGCGAAUCCCGCCACGCAGACGGCCGCAAGACCUACGAGGCGCACACGGGACCUUUCGUUUUCAAUGACGACGUGGAAGGCCCCGCCGGAACGCGGGACGAAGUUGCCGCCUCCAUCGAUGCCCCCAGCGGCUUCGGCUCGGGUACGACCUACAUCGAGCGCCUGCGUUACAACCGGUCCAUGCACACGCUCAGCACGAAGCGACGGCGCCGUGUGAAGAUGAAGAAGCAUAAGUUUAAGAAGCUGAUGCGGAGGACGCGCACGCUGCGCCGGAAACUCGACAAGGCUUAG
Molecule: messenger RNA, 1056 nt
Organism: Penicillium riverlandense
Lineage: Eukaryota; Fungi; Ascomycota; Eurotiomycetes; Eurotiales; Aspergillaceae
Product: mitochondrial 37S ribosomal protein mS38
Exons: 2
Coding region: 1-1056 (351 amino acids)
Biological process (GO): mRNA processing
Cellular component (GO): mitochondrion
Source: RefSeq, a predicted model, not a curated record